Molecule: messenger RNA, 1368 nt
Organism: Babesia bigemina
Lineage: Eukaryota; Apicomplexa; Aconoidasida; Piroplasmida; Babesiidae
Exons: 1
Coding region: 1-1368 (455 amino acids)
Biological process (GO): mRNA splicing, via spliceosome
Cellular component (GO): spliceosomal complex
Source: RefSeq, a predicted model, not a curated record
AUGAAAAUCAGUUUCGGGCUGUCAUCGGCGGCGGCAAAGCCUGCUGACGCCGGCAGGGUGGCGAAGCCGGCGGCGUCGAAGUUCUUCGAAGCCGUGCCAGAGACGAAGCAGGCAGUUAAACGUGUCAAAGUCACGGAAAUGGAAAAUGGGCUGCUCAGAACGACACAUGACGCAGAUGGCGGCUACGGUACGCUUGAAUCCGGUGCCUCCGACGGGCUAUGCGUUAUCCCAUGCACCAAUCGCCUGGAUGAUGUGGCAGCACGCACGGAUGAACCGCAGCAUACGGCGAAGAAAGCGCCGAUAGAGAUAAAAUAUGGGUUGAACCUAAUGUGCCCUGUUAAAAAGGGUCUGCAAAAGGCUACGGACGCUGCACAAGUGGCUGAGAUCGAAGCUGCUACAGUUGUUGGAAAUGCCAACGACACCAAUCGCAUGAAUCAAUUUUGUCAACAGCCGCGAAGCGAGCGCGGCAACGAGACAUCCGAAGCGUCUCGUCAAUCAAAUGUAGUGGAAAAUAGCAAUGAGGCUGAAGCCAAUACAUCAGCAACUCAGGCUACCCAGCGUCACAUGGCUCCACAACAGGCGCCAGCCCCCAUCGCAACGCCGUCCACAGACGCAGAUGUCGCGAAGCUCAUAUUAGCCGACGUCGAGCAGCAGAAGCUACGUGAGAAACUGUUCGGAACAGACCUGGUGGAGCAGGCGGCCAAGACAACACCGAUCCUCCUGCGUGGCAAAAACAAGAAACGUCAGCUGCAGACCGACCCCGAAGCAAGCGACGCCAGUGACCACGAACCGGCGUACGAAAAGGUGGCAGUGGACCAAUUUGGCCUCGCCAUGUUGCUGGGGAUGGGAUUCGACCCCAAGAAGAACACCAACAAGCCCAAGGAGUACAAGAGACGGGUAUACGAAAGAGCCGGUUUAGGCGCGGACGCGAGCAUGAAGCAGAACAUGGAAGCGCUCACGGAUACCCGCGUGAUGGCUAAGCUCAAAAAGGACCAGAUGUACCACCAGUCGCACAGCCCACAUGCGGGGAGCACCUGGGUGCUCCCGGGGCUGCAGGUGCGCGUUGUCCAGCGUGACCACGCCAACUUCGGCAAGAAGGGCGUCGUCGGCAAAGUUAACGGCGUCGAGGCUAUUCUGGAUGUGGGCGGGUUGCCAGUGACGGUGCCUGCGGCGUAUUUGGAGACGGUGGUGGCGCAGGGCGCCACCAGGUGCAAGGUGGUCCGGCAAAUCGCCAGGCACAACGAAAAGUUCUAUGUGCCUAUAGGCACCGUCGUCGACGUUGAGACAGUCACGAAAACGUACGCGAAGGUCCGAUUCCGUGGACAGACCUUCACAGUCUCGCUCGACGACAUUUGCGAGUUCCAGUGA